This is a messenger RNA of Phalaenopsis equestris, 1275 nucleotides long. Its product is annotated as protein DEHYDRATION-INDUCED 19-like. The coding region runs from base 310 to 1014 and encodes 234 amino acids. The transcript has 5 exons. The record is from RefSeq and is a predicted model, not a curated record. NCBI's taxonomy places the organism in Eukaryota, Viridiplantae, Streptophyta, Magnoliopsida, Asparagales, Orchidaceae.
AUUAUCCGCAAACGACAAGCGGCAAAAGUCGAGCUCCUCCCAAACUCCACGUCGGCAGUCGGCACCGUGCCUCGUUGAAACCGAUAAAAACCCCAUUGUUAUCCAGUUCAUUUUUCUUCCUCCACUUCCCCUGCCCCUUAACUCUCUCUGUGAAAUCUUCAACGGCGGAUAGGAAGAAGUAGAGGAAGACUUUGCUCGAGGAACAAGCGGCAAAAGGAGGAUAUAUAAGAUCAAGCAAGGGGAAGAAAGUGAGAGAAAUCCUUUUCUGUGGCUAGAUUUUUUAGGGAUCUCUUCCCAAGCAAUCAACUAAUGGAUUCUGAUCUGUGGAUCUCUCACCUUGCCGCUGCAAAGAGGCAUUACUCGCUCCAGCAACAGCAUAGCUCCCACACAGAUCGGUUUGAUGUGGAUGAAUACGAAUUGGAAGAGGAUGCCCGCCCGGAUUUUCCUUGUCCCUUUUGCUACGAGGAUCAUGACAUCACAUCACUGUGCUCUCAUCUUGAAGAUGAGCACCCUUUUGAAUCUAAAGCUGCUGUUUGCUCCAUUUGCUCUGUUAAGGUUACGGGAGACAUGCUGAGUCAUAUUAUGCUGCAACAUGGCCAAGCCUUCAAGUUGCAGAGACGUCGAAGGUUACGAAGAGUUGUUAUGCCCAAUAGCCAGGCACUAUCACUUCUUGGGAGAGACCUUCGUGAGGCUCACCUACAGGUGAUUUUGGGGGGUGGGGCUUAUCGGCCAAGCAACUCUAGUACCUCAACUGCAGCUUCUGAUUCAUUCUUAUCCUCAAUGGUUCUAAAUUUUCCUGCAUCAGAAGCUGAAGAAACUUCAAAAUCUUCUCUAUCCCAUGUUGAUGACUUUAUUAGAAAAAAAUCAACAGCUACAAGGACUUGGAACUCAAGCAGCAUUGACCUUUCUCUUAGCCAAGAAGAAAGGCAAAAGAAGCAGAGGCAGGCCACAGUCAGGGCAAACUUUGUGCGGGAUCUGCUACUUUCAACCCUAUUUGAUGAUCAGUUGAAGUAGAGGCCAAUGAAAUAUCAUCAAAUGAAUCUUUUGUGAUCCUGGAACUUUCUUCAGAAAACAGAGUGGUUAUCCUUUGUGAAAGUUGGUUAGUAUUCACAACAGAAGGGGAUGAUUUAAUUCAUCUUUCUGCAUUGGCAAUACACCUUAGAAACCUUGAAUUAAUCAUGUGGUGAUGUUGAUGAAAUCUCUAUUUUUGUUGCUUAAAAUAAAAAUGUAUUGAAAGUAUUGCCUGCUUGAAUUAACCAAUCAAUGUUGUGCUAA